This is a messenger RNA of Pyrgilauda ruficollis (rufous-necked snowfinch), 930 nucleotides long. RefSeq names its product OXA1L mitochondrial inner membrane protein (gene OXA1L). Gene Ontology annotation, cellular component: mitochondrial inner membrane. The annotation marks the transcript as partial. Gene Ontology annotation, molecular function: membrane insertase activity. The record is from RefSeq and is a predicted model, not a curated record. NCBI's taxonomy places the organism in Eukaryota, Metazoa, Chordata, Aves, Passeriformes, Passeridae. The transcript is spliced from 7 exons. Gene Ontology annotation, biological process: mitochondrial respiratory chain complex IV assembly; protein insertion into mitochondrial inner membrane from matrix.
CCCCGCCCUUCUUCCUGCUCCCCUCAGGCCGCCAUGAUGGCGGCGGCGACCCCGCGGCUGCGGCCGCUGCUGCGCGCCCUGAGGGCUCAGAGGUUGCGGGGUCCCGUGUGGUGCUGCGGAGCCCCGGCCGUGAGGGGGGUGGCGAGCGGCGCAGAGCAGGCACGGUUGGGGCCCGGAUCCUGCUGCUGCCCCUGGUGCUGCGGGGCCAGCGCGAGGCCGCCCGGCUCUCCCGGCACCUCCCCGAGCUCCAGCGCCUCUCCCAGCGCGUGGCCGAGGCCCGCCGGGGCUCCGACCCCAACCAGGUGGCCGUGGCUUACUCAGAACUGGUCUCGUAUCAACGACGUCACAACGUCAAUCCGCUCCGGGGCUUCCUGGUGCCCCUCGUGCAGACCCCCCUUUUUGUGUCGUUUUUCUUCGCCCUGCAGGGGAUGGCGGCGGCGCCGGUGCCGGGGCUGCUGCAGGGGGGGCUGGGCUGGUUCCCAAAUUUGGCCGCCCCCGACCCCUUCUACGUCCUGCCCGUGCUGGUCACAGCCUCCACCUGGCUCGUGCUCGAGCUCGGGGCGGAGACGGGCGUGUCGGCGCCGGGGGCGGGGCCUGUCCGUCAAAUCCUGAGGCUCCUCCCCCUUUUCUUCCUGCCUUUCAUCGUGCACUUCCCCACGGCGGUCUUCACCUAUUGGCUGACGUCCAACAGCUUCAGCCUAUUGCAGACCGGGCUGCUGCGAGUCCCCGCCCUCCGCUCCAAAUUGGGUGUGGCCCCGCCCCCUGCCCCGCCCCAGGCCACGCCCACCGGCCACGCCCCCCAGAGCAAAGGGGGGAUCCUGACGCAGCUGAAGAAAGGUGAAAAAUGGGGAAAAAAUGGGAAUUUUUGGGGAAUUUUGGGGAAUUUUUUAGAGUUUGGGAAUUUUAGGAAUUUUUGGGGAAAAAUUUGAG